GUAUCCAAUAACCCCAUACUCUCCAAUCACAGACCACCACCUUCUCCCUCUGCUUUUUUCUGUUUCUCUUCCUAAUUUGGUUCUUCUCUCUCUUCCCCCAAAGAUUUUAACAAAUUUUAGAUUCAUUCCUUGAAGCUUGGUAGCUUUGCUUUUUGAGCUUGGUUUGCCCUUUUUUUUUUCCUUCGCUUCUUUCUUCUCUAUUGUUCAUUCCUCAGUGUAAAAGGAAGAAACAACAGAUCUUUUCUCAGCUUUCCUCGGUGCUUCUCUAUUCGAUUCAGUUUUUUUUUUUUCCCAAUUGGGUUUUCAUUUCCAGGCUUUUUUUUGGGUUCACCUGAUCAGCUUCUCACUUUUUGCCUAAUGGGGUUACCAAGGAAGUUCAAGUUCAGUGUUAGUUUUCAGUUAUAAACUACUCAGUAUAGCAAAAGAAAAAAAAGUUAUUAAGAAAAUAUUUUCUCAUUUCUGUUAUAAAUAUAGAGAGUUCAUAUUCCAGUUUCCUUCAAUUAUUCCUGGGUAUUUGCUCUUUUAGUCUUUUACAUUUCUUUUGUUGGUAGUUUUGGAAAUUCACUGUUUUAGAUCUUAAUUUGAGUGUUUUUACUUUGAAUGGCACUUGAUUUUGUAGAUUUUCUUUGAAAUUCUUGUUUUCUUUUGGAAGUGGGUCUUUUCUAGAUUCCUCAGGGAUUGCCUACACACUGAAAAAAAGUAUUCUGAUUCCUUGCAAAUGCUUCCUGAUUUAACGCAGAUAUUUUUCCUUUGAUGCCCCCUACCCCUCUGCAUUUUCCCUUGUCGUUUCUUUCUCUGUUUUUGCCCUGUUUUCAAUGCUAUAACCGAAAUUCCAUUCUCAAAGUGAUCAAUCAUCUGAAACGAUCAGUGAAUUCGGAACUUUGUUUGAAUAAAACUUUCAUGUUUUGGUAGUAUUUUGUGCUUAAAUUUGAUGUUAUGAAGUGGGAAAUGGAAAUUCUGUCGCCGACAUCUUAUCUCUCUAGCACAAAUUGGUUUAUUGAAGAGGGUAAGAGCACGAAAUGGACAUCAGCAGAGAACAAGAUAUUCGAGAAUGCCUUGGCGGUCUACGAUAAGGAUACUCCUGAUCGCUGGCAGAAAGUGGCUGCGAUGAUCCCGGGAAAGACGGUAGGAGAUGUAAUCAAGCAGUAUAGAGACUUAGAAGCUGAUGUUAGCAGUAUAGAAGCUGGGCUGGUUCCAAUUCCUGGAUACAACACCUCUCCAUUCACAUUGGAUUGGGUGAAUAGCCAUGGCUAUGAUGGAUUGAAACAGUCAUAUGUACUUGGUGGAAAGAGAUCUUCAUCAGGCAGGCCUGUGGAGCAGGAGAGGAAGAAGGGGGUUCCUUGGACAGAAGAGGAGCAUAAAUUGUUUCUAAUGGGCCUAAAGAAAUAUGGCAAAGGGGAUUGGAGAAAUAUCUCCCGCAAUUUUGUUGUCACUAGAACACCGACUCAAGUGGCUAGUCAUGCUCAGAAGUAUUUCAUCAGGCAGCUUUCAGGAGGGAAGGAUAAGAGAAGAGCUAGCAUUCAUGACAUAACAACUGUCAAUCUCAAUGACACAAGGACUCCGUCACCGGACAAUAAGGGAGCUCCUUCACCGGAGCAGUCUUCAGUGCUCAUUCAGCAGCCCAAUUCUGCUGCCAUGCCCAGAACACAUUUUCAAUGGAAUCAGCCUUGCAGUGGGGCAACAAUGGCUUUCAAUUCAACGCAAGGAAAUAUGUUAAUGUCCUCUCCUUAUGGGAUUCCCUCCUAUGGAUUAAAAAUGCGGGGGCAGAGUCUGCACAGAAGUGUUGCUCAUGAGUCUUAUUUUGGACCUCAAAAUUUGGUUUUUCAGAUGCAGUCGGCACAGCAAUAUCCUCAAGGAUGAGACAACAACUGUUCCGAAUUUCUCUUGGCUAGAUAAGCCAUGUCUUCCUUAAGUCGAUUAGUAUUAGCUGUCUUUUGUGCUUUUUUACAUGGCUGUCUUUUGUGCAUGGUUUUAUGUGAAUAUAUUAUCAAGAACUCGAGUUUAGUCCUUAACCUUCAAACCCGAGGGGAUAGGAUUGAGUUUUGCUAGGAAUUUAGACUGUGAAAUAUGAAACUUUGAAGGAGAUUCUCAAACAUGAAUUUCCCUUGUAUUUAAGAUUCUGUAGUUGAAUCUGAUUGUCCUUUGAUCAAAUUGCUAUGUUAUGUGGUGAUAGUGGUGAGCUCAGAAGAACAAGCUGGAUAUUUGUUAUGAAUAAAGUUGUCUUAGAGUCUAGGAAUAUGAUUUGAAGCAUAAGAGAAGAUUACCCAAAGAUAAUAUUGGAGUCCAUGAUAUAUGCAUCACCAAGUACGGUUGGAACUUGAAAUUGCAGGCUCACAUGAAGAAUGAAGUUAACGAAUAAGCAUCUACAAUCAGAAGUUGAAAGUUUCGACUGUUUUAGGCAUGACUGGUUGUAAAUAUUUUAGAAAUGUUUGUUUUCACGUUUUUAGAUGUUAAUCAAUCUAGUUGUUGACUUUUGGCAGCUCCAUGUUGUAAAUCUUGGUCAUUAGAUUCAAACCAAUGAUUCCAAAUUUCCAAGAGUACAUGAAACUUCAAAAUUUACUGCUAUGCCUGAAAUCAAGGGCAAAAGUUAUAAUCUAUAAG
Durio zibethinus is the source of this 2601-nucleotide messenger RNA. RefSeq names its product transcription factor DIVARICATA-like. Lineage: Eukaryota; Viridiplantae; Streptophyta; Magnoliopsida; Malvales; Malvaceae. The record is from RefSeq and is a predicted model, not a curated record. Gene Ontology annotation, molecular function: DNA binding.